GAGAGAUGCUGGGAUUUAUGGCUCACGGUUUUUCCACUGCAUUGUCGAUGGAAACUUGUUCACCUAACGAGCUGCUCUUUCUUCUGUGUGCAGAGGGAUCGGAGAGCUGUCCUGCCCGAGCAAGAGGGCUCAGGUGCAGGUCCCCUGCCCCCACUCAGCAGCAAAAAGGAAGAUUUCUGCCGGCUGAAUAAAGAUGUGGGCCCCUGCAUGGGGAUGAACGUUCGGUUCUUCUACAACUCCUCUUCUAUGGCCUGCGAGACCUUCCACUAUGGUGGCUGUCUUGGGAACGGGAACAACUUCCCUUCGGAAAAGGAGUGUCUUCAGACCUGCAGAACUGAGGCGGCCUGCAGGUUACCCAUAGUUCCAGGGCCCUGUCAGCAACCAGUGAUGCUCUGGGCCUUUGAUGCAACCCAGGGCAAGUGCACUACCUUCAACUAUGGAGGCUGCCAGGGCAACGGGAACAAGUUCUAUACGGAGAAGGAGUGCAAGGAAUACUGCGGGGUCCCGGCAGACGGAGAGGAGGAGUUUCUGGGUUUGUCCAACUGAAGGGGACCCGGGGAUGGGGAGUGACAGCUGUAAUCGCUAAAAAGCCCCAGCAGGAGGCCCCUGCUAGGAGAGCAUUUGUAAUAAUGUUUGUGCUGAUUGUGUGCAGAUCAGGUUUAAUGAACAGUAAAUGUCUCUAAAAUAAACAAUGAUAAAUGAG
Terrapene triunguis (Three-toed box turtle) is the source of this 703-nucleotide messenger RNA. RefSeq names its product inter-alpha-trypsin inhibitor-like. NCBI's taxonomy places the organism in Eukaryota, Metazoa, Chordata, Testudines, Emydidae. The record is from RefSeq and is a predicted model, not a curated record. Gene Ontology annotation, molecular function: serine-type endopeptidase inhibitor activity. The annotation marks the transcript as partial. Gene Ontology annotation, cellular component: plasma membrane; cell surface. The transcript has 4 exons.